Messenger RNA from Colletotrichum tamarilloi, 678 nucleotides. RefSeq lists its product as uncharacterized. The record is from RefSeq and is a predicted model, not a curated record. Lineage: Eukaryota; Fungi; Ascomycota; Sordariomycetes; Glomerellales; Glomerellaceae. Bases 1 to 678 code for a protein of 225 amino acids. The transcript has 6 exons.
AUGAAGGGCACCAACACAGCUAUUGGAGGCGUCCUCGCGACACUUCUGGGUCUAACCCAGGCGAACUCCGACAUCGUUUCCCUCUUCACCAAUGGCGCAGCUUACAUCCAGGAGGCCAGUGCCACUCUCGUUCUUCCCAAGCUACCUAGCUCUGUCUCAGGAGACGUCGCCAUAUGGAGUGCCAUCAUGAUGGAGAACCAGGCAUCGUUCCUGCAAGGCGUAACCUCUAACUCUCCUAGUGGAUCAUACUGUAACGACGCAGGAAAGAGUUGGUGCAACUUUGCGUACACCCUGGUCGGCUCAAAUCCGACCGUUGGUGACCCUGUCACUGCCUCUCCUGGGUCCACAAUCAGGACGCACUACAAGUUGAACUCGGCAACGAAUCUCUGGGACCAAGAUGUCUACAUUGAUAACAAACUCGCUUCCUCCGUCUCAACUAGCAAGGGACAGAAAGGAAACAUCUUUUAUAUUUCUAUCGAGUGCGCGUCUGGUGGCUGCGCCGAGCACCCUGCGCAUAGCUGGGAAGAUGUCUCUAUUGUCCUUACCCAAGCUGAUGAAAGCUUUGGGCACACCGGGGGCUGGGAACAUGGGGCUACUGGCGGCGACAUGUCAUCUCCCGACGGCGGCAAGACUUGGAAUUUCAGCACUCUCAAUAUCCCGGCACAGAAGGCUGAGUAG